AUGCGAUUCUCUACCGCGUCGCUCCUGGUCACUGCGCUGGGAUGGGUUUCCGCCGUCACCGCACACAACAUUCAGCUCAAGGCUCACUCGCGGGAAUGCUUCCACGAGACUCUGCAUAAGGAUGACUUGAUGACGGUGACUUUCCAAGUUGGAGAUCGGGAGUUUGGGGGUAGUGGAAACCUUGAGAUUGACUUUUGGGUUGAGGACCCUCUCCGCAAUCGCCAAUACUAUAAGCAGGCCAUCUCCAACGAAGAUUACUCCUUUACCGCACACGCCGACGGCAAAUACACUUACUGCUUCAGCAACGAAGGCUGGACCUCCAACUCCAAGGAAGUCUCUUUCAACGUGCACGGAAUUGUCUAUGUGCCUGAACACGAGAUGUCGGCAGACCCCCUCGAGGCGGAAGUCCGCAAGCUUUCCGACUCUCUCGCGCAGGUCAAGGACGAGCAAUCAUAUAUCGUGGUCCGUGAGCGAGUGCACCGGAAUACUGCCGAGAGCACAAACGGUCGUGUCAAGUGGUGGAGUCUUUUCCAGCUUGGAGUUGUAAUUGGCGAGGGUAUCUUCCAAGUCUGGUGGCUUAAGCGCUUCUUCGAGGUCAAGCGUGUGGUUUAG
This is a messenger RNA of Penicillium diatomitis, 612 nucleotides long. Its product is annotated as p24 family protein. The coding region runs from base 1 to 612 and encodes 203 amino acids. NCBI's taxonomy places the organism in Eukaryota, Fungi, Ascomycota, Eurotiomycetes, Eurotiales, Aspergillaceae. The transcript has 4 exons. The record is from RefSeq and is a predicted model, not a curated record. Gene Ontology annotation, cellular component: endoplasmic reticulum-Golgi intermediate compartment; Golgi apparatus; endoplasmic reticulum. Gene Ontology annotation, biological process: endoplasmic reticulum to Golgi vesicle-mediated transport; Golgi organization; protein retention in ER lumen.